UCUAGUAAUAACUGUAGUAUCAACCCUUUCAAGUCCCGUCACUGGCUCAAUCCACGCUAUAGUACUAUCACGUUAUUGACCUCGCCUACUGCCUACGGUACCUCGCAUUAUGAAGUAGCCUAGUCCUCCAACAGGCGUCCUAGCCUCGCGCUCCUGUCCAUCCUUACACAAGGGACAUUCAUAUAUCCCCCCGAAACCAUGUCCACCUCCAACCUCGACGCCCUCGUCAAAGGCACUCCCCCUCCCGAUGUCGACGUCGACCCACCCCCACCAGACCCGACCUCCCUCCUUCCGUCCGCCCCGUCGCAGAUCUUCCUGAACCUGCUGAUCCUCGAAUGCUCGCUGCGCGCGCAGUACCUCAAUCUGCUGGCGCGGCGCCGCCAGAACACCUUCACCCUGACCGUCCUGACGCUGUGGAUCGCGUACUGCUUCUGGGGCCAGUGGCUGCGGCCGCGGGAAGAUGGCACGGGGGUCGGCGGGUCGGUGUACUGGGUGGUGGACACGGCGGAAAAGGUCGCGCUCAUCGGCGGCAUCGUCAUGGCGCUGCUGUUCUGGGUCACGGGGCAGUGGGAGCGCGGCGUGCGGUGGCCACGCCGGUGGCUCGCCAUCACCAACCGUGGGCUGCGCGGCUUCAACUGCAAGCUGGUGAUCCUGCGGGGUCCGUGGUGGCGGGAAUCGCUCUCGCACUUCGCCUUCCUCCUCCCCUACUACUUCUUCUACCCCUCCCCCGGCUCGGACUACCAGCGCGUCGAAUACGUCCCGGGCGACAAGAAGGCCGCCGCGCACCUGCACGCGCGACACCGCAGCACCGCGGGAGUCGAGGUGGCUGAGGAAGACAUCUCGCAGGGCGGCGACUACGUGAAGCUGCUGCUCCUCCCGAAGCCGUUCACGCCGGAGUUCCGCGAGCACUGGGAGCAGUUCCGCGAGGAGUACUGGGAGAAGGAGAACGAGCGACGGGCGGAAUUGCGGCGGCGCGUGCGCGCGCGGCAGCGGGAGGUGGCGCGGCAGGAGGGCGGGUGGUUCUGGUGG
Eremomyces bilateralis CBS 781.70 is the source of this 1029-nucleotide messenger RNA. RefSeq lists its product as uncharacterized. The transcript has a single exon. Gene Ontology annotation, molecular function: phosphoprotein phosphatase activity; protein phosphatase regulator activity. The annotation marks the transcript as partial. Lineage: Eukaryota; Fungi; Ascomycota; Dothideomycetes; Eremomycetales; Eremomycetaceae. Gene Ontology annotation, biological process: nuclear envelope organization. Gene Ontology annotation, cellular component: Nem1-Spo7 phosphatase complex. The record is from RefSeq and is a predicted model, not a curated record.